UCGAGGGAGAAAAAGCAGAGCUGUUCGGUGUUUUCUGCAGAAGGCGAGAGUCACCGAGAAAGAUCACGAAUCCAUUGUAGUCUAUUACUCGUCGAGGGGACAUGUUCAGGUUAUUAUUAUAACAAACACCAAAAAUGCACUGUUUUGAUUACAAGUGACAUCUAAUCCUUACAAGAGCGAUCACCACCUAUAGGAUAUCGAAAGUGGCUUUUCCAUUGCUCGGUAAGCGGAUGCAACAAUAUGCGGAUGGUUUUUACAGCAACUGGUACAAAAUCUCUGUUCACAGGCGGCAUCUUAAAAAGGAUAGACAGGAGAUGCAAAACGUCGAGUCAUUGGAGAAUGAAAACGUAAAUUGAAAGAUCACGUUCAUCUUUGGCCAUUACCACGUGUUAAAUGGAUACAGAAUGGGUAAAUAAUGACGCUUAUUAUUUUCAGUCAUUCUAUCAUUUAAAUGGGUAUGGCAAUAGCAGUCCUCUAGCACCUUUUCAAAAUAGAAAUGUAGCCAAACGAUUUAACCAUGAAAUCGCAGGCAACAAACUCAUCAAUAUGUGUAAAUGAGGGCAAAUGGAAAUAUGAUGUCCCUAUACUGUAGGCUGGAAAACUGGGUUGCUUAAUAAUACAGCAAAAAAGACUGUGUUAAGUAUUUUAAAUGGAUAGUCACGAUGGUGUCAUUUUGGACAUCCAUUUUACAAGUUCUAUCUUUUUUCUCUUUUUCAUAGAGCGCAACAUGUAGCCUAUUUCAUGUGCGCGCUGUAAAAUUCAGAAGUCCUGCAUAGUGCUCCGGGGAUAUUAUCAACUGAGGACAGAGGCGCAGUUUUCUCAAGAUAAAUAUUGUUAGGGACCGACAGACAUUGCUCUCAGUAUCAGUCUGUCAACUGCAAAGAAGAAACGAAUCUAGGCCUCUUUUGCACAACUUGCACAGGCUGUCCAUAUUUCCCAGUAAUGUUCUUAAAAAUCCCUGGGGCCAAAUUGAAAUUGUAGGCCCCUACAGUUUUUUCCCAACGUGGAUUGCUGGUCAGGUGUUAUCUCAGGUGGAGGGGCCACAAUUCAUGAUCAAACAGCAUCCCAUAUUCUUCACUUCUUUGAGUUUUCACCAUGUAAACCCCAUGUGAACAAUGGUGACAACCUUGAUACAAUGAAUAUGGGCAGAAGGGUGGCGACGUAAACAAAGUUUUGUAUUAGAAAAGAAACAAAGCUACAUUAUAGCCUCCACUUUAUUCUUAGUGAGUUUUCCAUGGGCUCACUUGAGGAAAAUUAACAUGGUCCAGGAGACCCUUUAAAUCUCCUUUUGCCUUAUGCCUACAUUUGGAGAACAUUGGAUCUGUGGGCAAAGCAAACGUGAGCAAAGCUAUUCCAAAGUGCAGGGCCUAACAAUCAAGACACUACCUGUGAUUUAAAGGACGUUCAUGACACCUUAGGGCAAAGGGUUCCGUUUACACACAGGAGAAUAAAAGGGAACCUGAUGAGCAAGCACGAUGUAGGCCUACUUUUGAACAUUACAACAGUACCUUGAGGAAUUUUACACCCUGCAGAACUACAAACAGAUUUCCACAUUUUUUACAACAAGGUCACAGGAAGAAUACAAAACUUAGUCAGCAUUCACUAUGCCUCGCAACCGGGCCUUCUCAGAGCCGGAGUACUCGGCAGAGUAUUCGGCAGACUGCUCUGUGACCCUACCGUCGGACCCGGGCCAGGCCGUGGGGCGCACGCACGAGGUAACGGUUCGCAGCCAAGGGUGCUGCCUCUGCCUCCCACGCUUCAUGCGCCUCACCUUUGCACCCGAGUCACUGGAGAACCUCUAUCAGACCUAUUUCCGGCGGCAGCGACACGAAACCCUGCUGGUUCUGGUUGUGUUUGCUGCCCUGUUUGACAGCUACAUCAUCGUCAUGUGCGCCGUGGUCUACACAGGCGAAAAGCUGGCCUCUGUGGUGGUGGCAUCAGUGGGCCUGGCAUCAGACAUCCUACUCUAUGUGUUGUGCCGUUACGGCCUCCUACCCGACCGCAUCUCGCGACGUGUGGUGCCCUACGCUCUGUGGGUGCUCAUAGCGGCCCAGAUCUUCUGCUACCUGGGCCUGAACUAUGCCCGCUUCCACCAGGCCAGCGACACGGUGGGCUGGCAGGCCUUCUUUAGCUUCUCCUUCUUCCUGACACUGCCCCUGCGGCUCACGCCCAUCGUGCUGAUCACAUCUGUGUCAUGCGGGGUCCACACCCUGGUGCUGGGGGUCACCAUCGCUCAGCAGCAGCAGGAGGACAUCCAGGCGGCUGCCCUCGGGAGACAGCUGCUGGCCAACAUAGUGAUCUAUGUGUGUGCCAUCACUGUGGGCGUCAUGUCCUACUACAUGGCAGACCGGAAACACCGCAAGGCCUUCCUGGAAGCACGGCAGUCCCUGGAGGUCAAACUCAAUCUGGAGGAACAGAGCCAGCAACAGGAGCGUCUCUUGCUGUCCAUCCUGCCCAAGCACAUAGCAGAUGAGAUGUUACAGGACAUGAAGAAGAAAGAAGCAAGUCAGACUGGACAGAAGGAGAUGCAGCAGUUCAACACCAUGUACAUGUAUCGCCACGAAAAUGUCAGUAUUUUGUUUGCAGACAUUGUGGGAUUCACUCAGCUGUCAUCAUCAUGCAGUGCCCAUGAGCUGGUCAAGCUCCUCAAUGAACUGUUUGCCCGCUUUGACAAGCUGGCUGCCAAAUACCACCAGUUGAGAAUAAAGAUCCUGGGCGACUGUUACUACUGUAUCUGUGGCCUGCCAGACUACAGAGAGGACCACGCUGCCUGCUCCAUCAUGAUGGGCCUGGCCAUGGUGGAGGCCAUUUCGUAUGUUCGUGAGAAGACCGGGACAGAUGUGGACAUGCGUGUGGGGGUGCACACUGGCACUGUCCUGGGGGGCGUCCUGGGACAGAAGCGGUGGCAGUAUGACGUCUGGUCCACUGACGUCACCGUGGCCAAUAAGAUGGAGGCGGGAGGAAUACCAGGGCGUGUGCACAUCUCCCAGGCCACCAUGGAGUGUCUGCACGGGGAGUUUGAUAUGGAACCGGGGAACGGGGGCGACCGCUGUGAGUACCUGAAGGAGAGGGGCAUCGACUCCUACCUGGUGGUGGUGCCCAAGGGCCCCCUGGGAAAGAACGGCAUCAACGGGGUGAAGUUGUCUGUGAUGUCGUCCAAUGGGAACUCUCCAUUGUUGAUCAACACCACUGAGUGUAAUGGGAGUGUCCACACAGCCUGCACCACACCAGACGAGCCAGAGGAGCUGGACACACGGGUGGUGAACCCUUCGUUCCCCAACCCUCGGCGGAGGCUAAGACUGCGGGACCUGGCUGAGAGGGUGAUUGAUGCCCAAGAGAACGAACAGGAGCUCAACAAACUGCUCAAUGAGGCACUGCUGGAGAGAGAAACCGUACAAGCUCUGAAGGGGAAACGCACCAACUGUCUGUCCCUGCGCUUUGUGGACCCUGAGCUGGAGACCCGCUACUCUGUAGAAAAGGAGAAGCAGAGCGGGGCUGCCUUCAGCUGCUCCUGUGUAGUGCUCCUGUUCACUGCAGCCAUGGAGGUCCUGAUAGACCCACGGAUGAUAGCAAAUUACGUGACCCUAGCUGUGGGAGAGGUCCUGCUGCUCGUCCUCACCGUCUGCUCUCUGGCGGCCAUCUUCCCUCGAGUUUUCCCUAAGAGGCUGGUGUCUUUCUCCACAUGGAUCGACCACACCCGCUGGGCACGGAACACAUGGGCCAUGGCAGCAAUCUUCAUCCUCACCAUGGCUGACAUUGUGGACAUGCUAAGCUGUCCCCGUCCCUCGGGAAAUGCCACAAUGGCCCCUCCCUCCUCUGUUGUCCAAUCCGGGGCCGAGGGCUGUCUGGAAAACCCCAAGUACUACAGCUACAUCGCCGUGCUGGCACUCAUGGCGACCACCAUGCUGGUGCAGGUCAGCCACAUGGUCAAGGUCACACUCAUGCUCCUCAUCACCAUAGCAACGGGCAUCGUCAACAUCUACAGCUGGAGGGACAUAUUUGACCGCUACGAUAUGGCCCGCUUCCAGGACUACAGGUCUUACCUGGUUCCCUCUAAAUAUGCCAUGACCGUGAUGAUCUUCAUCAUGAUGAUCAGCUUCUACUACUUUUCUCGACAUGUGGAGAAGCUAGCCCGAACUCUGUUCUUGUGGAAGAUUGAGGUCCAUGAGCAGAAGGAGAAGGUGUAUGAGAUGAGGCGCUGGAAUGAGGCGCUGGUCACUAACAUGCUGCCAGAGCACGUAGCACGGCACUUCCUGGGCUCCAAGAAAAGGGACGAGGAGCUGUACAGCCAGUCAUAUGAUGAGAUUGGGGUGAUGUUCGCCUCCAUCCCCAACUUCUCUGACUUCUACACAGAGGAGAGCAUCAACAAUGGGGGGAUUGAGUGCCUCAGGUUCCUCAACGAAAUCAUCUCCGAUUUUGACAGUCUCCUGGACGAGUCUCAGUUCCGCUGCAUCACCAAGAUCAAAACCAUUGGCAGCACCUACAUGGCAGCGUCAGGGGUCACUCCCGACGUCAGCAACGGCUACGCCUGUCUGAAGAAAGAGGAGCUGAAUGACAGAGAGCGCUGGCAGCAUUUGGCAGAUCUGGCUGACUUUGCUCUGGCCAUGAAGGUCACGCUCAUGAACAUCAACUACCAGUCCUUCAACAACUUUAUGCUACGCAUAGGUUUGAAUAAAGGGGGGGUGCUGGCUGGAGUUAUUGGAGCCCGGAAGCCUCACUAUGACAUCUGGGGCAACACUGUGAAUGUGGCCAGUCGCAUGGAGUCCACAGGGGUCAUGGGUAACGUCCAGGUGGUGGAAGAUUGCUACCACAUCUUGAAGGAGUACGGAUUCCGUUUUGUGAGGAGGGGACCCAUCUUUGUGAAGGGGAAAGGAGAGCUGCUCACCUACUUUCUGAAGGGUCGAGAAAAACAGGGCUCCUUCAUCAACGGCUCCUCGGUCACCCUGCCACACCAAGUGGUGGACAACUCCUGACCUGCGUGUCAACGCUCACAGAAACACACACGCACACACAUAAUCAGAAAUAUACAUUCUAAUGUAUAAGUGAGAUCUGAAUUAACGCUUAUACUAACACUCCAUCUUUCAGAAUUGCAAAGUAUGUAAGAGGAUAUGUACAUCUUGCAAAGAGAGAAGAUUUGCGCAAUCCC
Messenger RNA from Coregonus clupeaformis (lake whitefish), 5146 nucleotides. It is a transcript of the gene adcy3a, whose product is annotated as adenylate cyclase 3a. Bases 1605 to 4973 code for a protein of 1122 amino acids. The record is from RefSeq and is a predicted model, not a curated record. Gene Ontology annotation, molecular function: adenylate cyclase activity. Gene Ontology annotation, biological process: cAMP biosynthetic process; adenylate cyclase-activating G protein-coupled receptor signaling pathway; intracellular signal transduction. Lineage: Eukaryota; Metazoa; Chordata; Actinopteri; Salmoniformes; Salmonidae. Gene Ontology annotation, cellular component: plasma membrane. The transcript has 20 exons.